AAUUUUUCAAGUGUGAAGUUUAUACAAAAUGUAAAAGUAGGUCAAAAGUGAGUCCGUCAAAAACAAGAAGAAGAAAGUCUAUUUUGAGGUUAUUCAGAGACAUUAUUGAUUUCGUUAAUAAUUUAGCAUUUUUAUAGAAAUUAUAGGUGAAAAAUAUAUCUAAUGUGAGUAUUUUACAUCUAUUUAUCAAAGUGAUUAGUUCAAAUUAAACUAAAAAUACGACAAAGAAACUAUGUCACUUAUAUCCAGAAGUAUUAGUGGAUUUUGGAAUUCUGUAAAUAAUAUUCAGGCAUACUCUGCUCAAGUAACAUGCCUAAGGUUUAGAUACCAUGCUGACAAAGUUGCUAAGGGUCGUGUUAUUAGACGAUAUGGUUAUGAUGACCAAAUGCUUCAAAAAGGUUUGCUACCGAGAGAAACAGAUGGAGAACGGGUAUUGACAAUGCCAAUUUACAAACCUAAAGACUCAUGGUCAGAAAAAAGAGCAUUGUUUGGCCAGAAUGAUUAUGUAGAUAUUUUAGGAAACGAAAAGCUGCAUCCUACCAAAAUUUUGUAUAACAUGCCAAGAUGGUUAAGAGGUGUGGGGGGUCACGAAUAUAAAGUUAUGCUACGAAAGAGAAACUCUUUGGUUGGCACAUCAUAUCCUCUUGCUAGACCAACAAAAUGGUAUCAAUUAGAUAAACGAAUUCGAUAUUUAUACAAAUAUUUAAAUAAGAAAACAAAAACUGGCCAUUAUAAUUAGUUAAUUUUAAUUGUAAAUAAAUUAAUACUGUAUUUA
Messenger RNA from Diabrotica virgifera virgifera (western corn rootworm), 775 nucleotides. It is a transcript of the gene mRpL51, whose product is annotated as 39S ribosomal protein L51, mitochondrial. The coding region runs from base 233 to 739 and encodes 168 amino acids. The transcript has a single exon. Gene Ontology annotation, molecular function: structural constituent of ribosome. Gene Ontology annotation, biological process: translation. The record is from RefSeq and is a predicted model, not a curated record. Gene Ontology annotation, cellular component: mitochondrial large ribosomal subunit. Lineage: Eukaryota; Metazoa; Arthropoda; Insecta; Coleoptera; Chrysomelidae.